Cynoglossus semilaevis (tongue sole) is the source of this 3702-nucleotide messenger RNA. It is a transcript of the gene gnl1, whose product is annotated as guanine nucleotide binding protein-like 1. The record is from RefSeq and is a predicted model, not a curated record. The transcript has 12 exons. Gene Ontology annotation, molecular function: GTPase activity; GTP binding. NCBI's taxonomy places the organism in Eukaryota, Metazoa, Chordata, Actinopteri, Pleuronectiformes, Cynoglossidae. The coding region runs from base 551 to 2389 and encodes 612 amino acids.
AGUGGACUGUACCAUUAGAAGAGCGGGGGGGGUAAAUAAGCAAAACUGACAUUUAUUUAUAUAUUUAAUUUCUAGUAUGAUAAUCAAAAUACGGAUAUUUAAACGUAAAGAAUCCUUAUUUCCAUUUUGGUAUUUUCUAGAAAACUACGAACAACGGACCGGGUUUGUGAGGUUGUCAAACACUCGGACUUGGUAUCGCCCACAGAGCUCCGCAGACUGCGGUGAAUGUACAAAACCCCCUCUGUGGGCUAUUAGUAGUCUAAAAAGAGAGGCUUUAAAAAACUUUACAUUCUGUGCUUUUCACUGUUCGUGAGCUCAGGGUUGUUGUCAACUGUGGACCGAAUCCGGAACAAUCCGCCCGAGCCGCCGCUGACGUCUGUAUGGUGUGUCCGUCCUCACUGCGUCACUGACAAAGUGUAGGAGUCGAGAAACUUCACUUAUGUAAAUAACGUCACAGGCAGAAGUGUGUGAGCAGCGGCAGGUAGCCGAGCACAUGUAAAUAUAUAUUUAUAAAUCCGCACAUGCUUUACUAACCAGCCGGCUGUCAAACAUGCCGAGGAAAAAGCCAUUCAGCAACAAACAGAAGAAAAAACAGAUGCAAAUCAAGCGGGAGAGGAAGAAAGGUGACACAGGAUCUGGACCGAGCAGUCGCAACGCCAGCGCAGAGCGAGGAGGAGAGCGACAGUCGGAUACCUCGGACAGUGAGACCAGCGACGUUAGAAGAAUAAACCAGCAGCCGUUCAGCAAAGACGGUCGAUAUGACCCGAACAGGUUUCGACUCCACUUUGAGAGAGAGAGUAAAGAGGAGGUGGAAAAGAGAAAGAAGACGGCCAGGGAGAAGCCGCUGCAGCAGGUCUCAGAGAAGGAGCUGGAGCUCAACAUCGAAGACAUUUAUCCAAAAGACAAAGGCCUUGGUUUCCCACGGCGACCUCCAUGGAAUUAUGGUAUGGCACGUGAGGAUCUGCUGAAGAAAGAGGAGAAGUCGUUUCGACUGUAUCUUGAUGAUCUUCUCUCCAGGAACCCACUGGGCUCCCUCAGCCACUUCGAGCACAAUCUGGAGACGUGGAGGCAGUUAUGGAGAGUUCUGGAGAUGUCUGACGUCAUUCUGCUCAUCGUGGACAUCAGACACCCGGUGCUGCAGUUUCCUCCAGACCUGUACCACUACAUCACCGGAGACCUGAAGAAGCAGGUCAUAGUAGUGCUGAACAAAAUUGACCUCUGUCCCGCUCCACUCAUCAUCGCCUGGAAACACUACAUGGUGUCUCAGUUCCCAGACCUGCAUACGGUCUGUUUCACCUCCCAGCGUGGGCCGACCAACACAGCGUCACAGAAGAAGAAAAGGAAGUUGGACUGGAGUCAUGCUGCCGGUCCUGUGGAGGUUCUGAAGGCCUGUCAGCUGCUCACGGCAGGAAAUGUUGACCUGUCCAGCUGGGAGCAGAAGAUUCACAGAGACGCCUCUGCAGUGGGACUAGACGAGGACAGCGCAGAUGAGGCAGCAGAGUCGGUGCUGAUGGAGUAUCAGAGUGACAGUGCCAUGGAGAUGAGCGCUCCGUCGGAGGAGCUCUACAAAAAUGGAAUCCUCACGUUGGGCUGCAUCGGUUUUCCCAAUGUUGGGAAGUCAUCUGUGAUAAACAGCCUGGUGGGGAGGAAGGUGGUGAGUGUGUCCAGAACUCCAGGCCACACCAAGUAUUUCCAGACCUACUACCUCACACCUACAGUCAAACUCUGCGACUGUCCUGGACUGGUGUUUCCUUCACGUGUUGUCAAACAACUGCAGAUUCUGGCCGGGAUCUACCCAGUGGCCCAGGUUCAGGAGCCCUACAGUUCCAUCGGUUAUCUGUGUGAGAGAACUAAUUUCCUGUCCGUGCUGAAGAUCAGACAUCCCAGCCUACAAGACCUGCCCCCCCACCAAAGGUUCGAGGGUCCUGAGACCCUGAGCUGGACUGCCUGGGAUGUGUGUGAGGGUUGGGCGGAGAAGAAAGGAUACAAGACGGCAAAAGCGGCUCGCAAUGACGUCUACCGUGCAGCUAACGCCCUCCUACGGUUGGCAGUGGACGGCAGGUUGUGCCUCUGCCUCCGCCCCCCCGGCUACAGCUGUCUGAGAGAGCACUGGGAAACCCACACCGACCUGCAGGACGUCGUGGCUCUGCAGGGGCGGACGACGGACGAGGAGGAAGGAGCUGGAGACCGGGCCGAUGAGGAGGAGGAGGACGAUGAGUCCAGCUCUGAGCCGGAGGAGGAGAGAGACAGAGAUGCAGACGAUGACGACGACGACGACGGAGACGACGAUAAAGACGACGGGUUUGGUCGCCCGACGCGUAAGGAUAGCAAGACAUUUGGAAACGCCGUCAACAUGUUCAACAUUCUCAGCACCAUCGAGUGUGAGUGAACAGACCCGCAGGUCGUCGUAGGUCGUCGCUGACGUCUGUUCUGCUGCUACAGUAAACUUUGACUUCCCAAACAUUCAUUCCUUUUUUUUUAGUCGCAUUAACAACAUAUCUUCAAGUUUCUGACUCCACACAGAACCAACUCAUCUACGUUGGCCCUCAGAGGAACAAUCAACAAAAAUGUGUUUUUUUUUUUCUGCUUCCUGCAGUGAAUUGUGUUUGGUCUUUGGACUAAAAUGGCAACGUUAGGACAGAAGAUUAAAAGAAAGUGCACAGUGGACCAGAUGUUGCUCAAUCACUGGAGCCCAGUCAGUAAAGCACCGCCGUCUACCUGAACUCAGCUGUGGGGAAAUAAAACAUCCAGAUCAGUUCUCCGUCUGUUUGAACUUAGCGUCGUACUUCACCACUAGGGGUGUAACGAUGCAGAGUUAAUGGGUUAAAAAUCGACACAAAUCCAUGACAAUUCAACACAUCUGUUGAAGUAAAACAUGAAUCUCACAUCAAGGUGUAAGGAGUUAUCUCAGAAAGUCACUGGUCAGACCAUGACACUACACACUCCACUACAGUAGGUGGCAGUAUGCUCCUAAAAACUUUGGACGUGACCAACUAUUAAACCCAAGAACUUGUUCCACUGUGACACAAAGAGUUCUCUAUCAUAAUUAUCAUCCUCAUCAGACUCAAUGUUCUUCACACUCCUGGGCCGUAUCUCUGGGCCGUAUCUCUGGGCCGUAUCUCUGGGCCGUAUCUCUGGGUGGUUCCCAGUAAAUAAUUAAACAUCCCCCUUCCUCUAAGAUUGGAGUUUGAGGUGGUUAAAUAGGUGGUUAACGCUCCUCACACUGUACUAAGUGUUCACUCUGAAUUGACCAUAGGUGUGAAUAGAGCAACGCUGCCCUCGCCUGGUGACUGUCGGUAUUGGUCUGCAGGUCCUGGAACUUCUGUUCAUUAGUGAAACUUGAUUUAGUUUAAUUGAGCGUGGUGUGAAUAUGAGUGUGUGAAUGAGAUGGUCCAGGGAGUAACUCUAACUCUAACCCUGACAUGGACAAUCUACGGCUUGUGGGCCAGAAACAGUCCACUGGGUUUUCUAAUCCGGCCCAACAAACACUGGCACUAGAUUUAUAAAGACACUGAUGUCUGUCAUGCAUUACAAAGAUAUCGGUUGUAAUUUCAGUAAUGCCACUAGGUGGCAGCAGAAGACAAUAUGACAAAUUUACAUUGAAAGUUUUAAGUUCUUGUACAUUUUAUUUAUAUUGUUUGGCCCGGCCUUUACAGAAGAACUGGAUCUGAGUUUGAAAUAAAUUGAAAAGUAUUCUCUCAC